Penicillium cinerascens is the source of this 1191-nucleotide messenger RNA. RefSeq lists its product as uncharacterized. The transcript has 5 exons. Bases 1 to 1191 code for a protein of 396 amino acids. Lineage: Eukaryota; Fungi; Ascomycota; Eurotiomycetes; Eurotiales; Aspergillaceae. The record is from RefSeq and is a predicted model, not a curated record.
AUGACUGACGAGGAAUCGAGGGCUCUGGCUGUGAGGACGGUUGCGGCCGUCUUCAUGUGUAUAGCCACGAUCUCGGUGAUGCUUCGUUGCUAUGUUCGCGGCUGGUUAGUGAAGGCCUUUGGAUGGGAUGAUGGUUCGAUGGUGCUCGCAGCGAUAUUCUACGUUAUGUUCUCCGCCUGUAUGAUAGGAGGCACUUUAUAUGGUACCGGUUACCAUUUUGCAAGCCUCACAGCACACGACCGUGUGACGGCUAUGGAGUAUUGGUGGCUUUGUGAAAUCGCAUACUGCUUCGCCUCCAUUUUCUGCAAGAUUUCCGUUUGCAUUUUCCUCCUGCGAAUCACCGUCAAGAAAACCCAUAUUUGGAUCCUCUAUACCGUCAUGGUUUUGACCGUUCUUGCGGGUCUGGUCUUCAUGUUCCUAAUGCUCCUGCAAUGCAAGCCGCUGUCAUAUUUCUGGACGCGGACGGCCAUGGACCCUAAUAUCGAAGGGUACUGCAUUAGCAUCAACAUUAUAAUUACCAUGACGUACGUCUACAGUGCAUUUUCCGCACUGUGUGAUUUCACCGUUGGUAUUCUGCCCAUCUUCAUCGUGCACAAGCUGCACAUGAGAAAGGAGGCCAAGCUGGCUGUCGUGGGUAUUUUGAGCAUGGCUUGCAUUGCUUCGUCGGCCGUGAUUGUCCGAUUCCCAUUCGUGAAGACAUUCGCCAACGAAGACUUCCUCUGGGCUACCUACCAAAUCGCGAUUUGGUCCAACAUUGAAGCCGGCCUUGGAAUUACCGCCGGCAGUCUUGCAACGCUACGACCUCUCCUCCGUCAGUGGUUGGGCUCUCGCAACGACUCGAACUAUCCGUCUGGAUUCCCGGGACCGUCAGGAUCUCGUAAGAACAGAGUAAGUGGAUCGCGAGGGUUGCCAUUGGGAUCCAUUGAUGGGAGCGCGCCCGGGAAGGCAGGAUUGAGGCCGGAUAAGUUGGCCGUCAUGGUCACGAACAUCGAAAGCCAAAUGGACACGGAAAAUACAUGGGUAGGGUCCAGCCCAGCCAGCAGCGAGGAGCGACUUACCAUUGAACACUCGACACCUGCGCACCGGAAAAUAGAAGUGGGCAUCCAUCAAACAUUCGAGGUCACGCAGACAUCCACGGAUCGAGACGAUAGACCUCAAGGAUCUCACCAGAUUGUGCGGGAGCAUGUAUAA